Molecule: messenger RNA, 930 nt
Organism: Medioppia subpectinata
Lineage: Eukaryota; Metazoa; Arthropoda; Arachnida; Sarcoptiformes; Oppiidae
Source: the annotation of a GenBank genome assembly
GAUCUGAGGCCAGACCUAAUCAUCACCGAUCAUCUGAUAGCACUGCCAUCGAUAGUCACAUCAGGUAUUCCCUGGAUAUUCAGUUGGAGUAGUAAUCCUCUGGGUUUAGACACCGGGUUUGCCGAUCCAUCGCUUCCGCCCUCAAUGUUGGGUUUGCCGACAAAUAGCAGCGAAGAGAAGAUCCAAAAAUACCGCCAACUAAUCAACGACGGGAAGCGCGAGCUGUGGUUCAAAUACAGGGACAGACUUACGGCCAGCGGGUGUCCCGAAGUGAAGGACUUUCUGCUGUGGACUCCGUCUCCUUUCGCAAACAUAUACAUAACACCCUUAGAGCUCGACUACACAGACGUCAGGCCAUUGCCCGACACUUUUCACGGCUUUGAUUACUAUAAGCGAUCGGGAGAUCAGGAGUUGGCGUUUGAAUUGCCGGCGAAGUUGGCCAACAGAUCGGGAAAAUUGGUUUACCUAUCGUUGGGUUCAAUGGGCGGCGGAAAUGUCGCUCUAAUGAAGAGAUUGGUCGCGAUUUUGGCCAAAUCUCGGCACCGGUUUAUUGUGUCGAAAGGUGUUAAGCAUAACGAGUAUGAAUUGUCGGCCAAUAUGUGGGGCGAGCGGACAGUACCGCAGCUGCGAGUGUUGCCAAUGUGUGAUGCGGUGGUCACUCACGGCGGCAACAAUACUGUCACCGAAACCAUGUAUUUCGGGAAACCUAUGGUAAUAAUGCCGUUAUUCGCCGACCAAUACGAUAACGCACAGCGAGUAAUGGAAAAAGGGUUUGGUUUACGAGUCGAUGCCUGGAAGUGCUCUGAAGAGGAAUUAUUGCAAUCCAUUGAUAGCGUAUUGAAGAACACAGUUAUGGCCGAAAAGUGUGCGAAAGCUUCGCUUAGGAUUCAAACCGAGAGACGGAUUGAGAAAUUAGUUGAUUUAGUCCAC